ACCCUGGAAUGAGUAGGUGUGUCCAAACUUUUGACUGGUACUGUACGUGCAUUUCUCUACCCUUCCAAUUGAUUUAAGGCAAUCGUCGUUAUUUCCCGAUAGCUGAGUAGUCACCCAGUUGACAGAACAGGUUUGUUUGAUCACGGUGUUUACCUGGAUGGGGCCAUCAUACCUCCACCCACUAAAUGUCAAACACACACUUUGGACUGCGUGAUCGACAGAGGACAUUCAGCCUGAGCCUGUUGUGUAUUCACUAGGAACCAAACAGAAGUAAACCGGACCAAACGGGACCAAACUGGACCAAACGGGACCAAACAGCAGUGGUUUAUAGUACUUACGUAAUUUACUUUUAAAGUACUACUUUAGUGGUGUUUUUGGGUAUCUGUACUUUACUUUACUAUUUAACAUUUUUGACAACUUUUACUUUUAAAUCCACGACAUUCGUAAACAAAAUAAUGUACUUUUUAUUCCCUACAUUUUCCCUGACACCUAAAAGUGUAAUUUACAUUUUUUGAACACUCAGCGAGGACAGAAUUACGGCACCUGUCAGGAUAACACUUGGUCGUCCCUACUGCCUCUGAUCUGGGGGACUCACGAAACACAACUACUGUGUUUGUAAAUGAUGUCUGAGUGUUGGAGUGUGGCCCCUGUCAGUCCGUGGUUAAAAAUAAUACGAAAAUAGUGCCGUCUCGUUUGCUUAAUAUCAGGAGUUUGAUGAACAGCUUUUACAUUGUACGUUUACUCAAGUAUGACGAUUGAUUACUUUUUAUACCACUUUACUACUGUAGAUUUAAAGCCAAGUAGUAUUUUCUCAAGUGGUAUUUUACUGGUUGACUUUUACCUGAGUCAUCUUCUAUUAAGGUGUCUUUACUUUUACUGAAGUAUGACAAUUGAGUACUUUUUCCACCACUGCUAAACGGGACCAAACGGGGCCAAACGGGACCAAACGGGGCCAAGUGGGACCAAACGGGACCAAGUGGGACCAAACGGGACCAAGUGGGACCAAACGGGGCCAAGUGGGACCAAACAGGGACAAACAGGACCAAGUGGGACCAAACAGGACCAAACGGGACCAAACGGGCCCAAACAGGACAAAACGGGACCAAACAGGGCCAAACGGGACCAAGUGGGACCAAACAGGACCAAGUGGGACCAAGUAGGACCAAACAGGACCAAACGGGACCAAGUGGGACCAAACGGGGCCAAGUGGGACCAAACGGGGCCAAGUGGGACCAAACAGGGCCAAACGGGACCAAGUGGGACCAAAUGGGGCCAAACGGGACCAAGUGGGACCAAACGGGGCCAAACGGGACCAAGUGGGACCAAACAGGGCCAAAUGGGACCAAGUGGGACCAAACGGGGCCAAGUGGGACCAAGCGGGACCAAACGGGGCCAAACGGGGCCAAGUGGGACCAAAAGGGGCAAAGUGGGACCAAGCGGGACCAAACGGGGCCAAACGGGGCCAAGUGGGACCAAACGGGGCCAAGUGGGACCAAGCGGGACCAAACGGGGCCAAACGGGGCCAAGUGGGACCAAAAGGGGCAAAGUGGGACCAAGCGGGACCAAACGGGGCCAAACGGGGCCAAGUGGGACCAAAAGGGGCAAAGUGGGACCAAAUGGGGCCAAGUGAACGGGGCCAAGUGGGACCAAACGGGGCCAAGUGGGACCAAACGGGGCCAAACGGGACCAAACGGGGCCAAGUGGGACCAAACGGGACCAAGUGGGACCAAACGGGGCCAAGUGGGACCAAACGGGGACAAACGGGGCCAAGUGGAACCAAACAGGACCAAACGGGACCAAACGGGGCCAAGUGGGACCAAACGGGGCCAAACGGGACCAAACGGGGCCAAGUGGGACCAAACGGGGCCAAACUGGACCAAACGGGGCCAAAUGGGACCAAACGGGGCCAAGUGGGACCAAACGGGGCCAAACGGGACCAAACGGGGCCAAGUGGAACCAAACGGGGCCAAGUGGGACCAAACGGGGCCAAACGGGACCAAACGGGGCCAAGUGGGACCAAACGGGGCCAAACGGGACCAAACUGGGCCAAGUGGAACCAAACGGGGCCAAGUGGGACCAAACGGGGCCAAACGGGACCAAACGGGGCCAAGUGGGACCAAACGGGGCCAAGUGGGACCAAACGGGGCCAAACGGGACCAAACGGGGCCAAGUGGGACCAAACGGGGCCAAACGGGGCCAAACGGGACCAAACGGGGCCAAGUGGAACCAAACGGGGCCAAGUGGGACCAUACGGGGCCAAACGGGCCAAGUGGGACCAAACGGGGCCAAGUGGGACCAAACGGGGCCAAACGGGGCCAAGUGGGACCAAACGGGGCCAAGUGGGACCAAACGGGGCCAAACGGGACCAAACGGGGCCAAGUGGAACCAAACAGGGCCAAGUGGGACCAAAUGGGGCCAAGUGGGACCAAACGGGGCCAAACGGGACCAAACGGGGCCAAGUGGGACCAAACGGGGCCAAACGGGACCAAACGGGGCCAAACGGGGCCAAGUGGGACCAAACGGGGCCAAACGGGACAAACGGGGCUAAACGGGGCCAAGUGGGACCAAACGGGGCCAAGUGGGACCAAACGGGGCCAAGUGGGACCAAACGGGGCCAAGUGGAACCAAACGGGGCCAAACAAGGAGAGACCUACAUGACCUACAUUUGUCGAAUAAGAAACUCUUGUUUUUGUUGCAAAAUGUUUUCAGUUGGGAAGCGUUUUGUUAUGAUUUUAUACAGUGUGCACUAAUGAAUACACCCCAGGACUGCCCAGGUAGAAUUGGUUCAUACUCUUUCUGUUUAAAAGGAGGAGGAAACACGUUGUUUUUGGACUUGUGUUGAAAGACUGCAGUUGGAUUUGGUCAUAGUUAUCAUUCUGCCAGUAAAAUGGCAUCAAAGAAAUGAUUGAGUAAGCAGGUAUUACCUCCGCAACUUGAUCAAUCAUUCACAAAACACUGUUCUGUUGUCCAUUAUCCAAGAGUUCCAACUAACAUAUUGGUCUUCAGACAAACAAAGAUAUUAUUUUGUUUUAUUGGAGCAGCAGUAGACUCUGUUGGAAACCAAACCAACGUAAAAACCUGAGGAGGAGCUCCCCCUUGUGGAGACAGCUUUAAACUCCAUAUGAGCCCUUUACAAGGGAAAGGUGGAUACCUAGUCAGUUCUACAACUGAAUGCAUUCAAUUCAAUUGUGUCUUCAGCAUUUAACCCAACAGGGACGAAGGUGACAUUUCAGUUGUGUCAAUGAUCAAUAGACAGACAGCCAGACAGUCAGCCAGACAGCCAGAGAGACCAACAUAGACACACACAGGUCAAUCCUGGUUCUGGGAACCCAAAGUGGUGCACAUUUUGUUUCGGCUCUACACUACACACCUGAUUUGAAAUUGAUGAAGAAAAGCAGGUGUUUAGCACCCAUUAGAGCCUGGUUCCUGUCUAGGUUUCUUCCUAGGUUCCAGCCUUUCUAGGGUGUUUUUUCCCCUAGAGCCUGGUUCCUCUCUAGGUUUCUUCCUAGGUUCCUGCCUUUCUAGGGAG
Messenger RNA from Oncorhynchus kisutch (coho salmon), 3529 nucleotides. Its product is annotated as spidroin-2-like. NCBI's taxonomy places the organism in Eukaryota, Metazoa, Chordata, Actinopteri, Salmoniformes, Salmonidae. The coding region runs from base 1267 to 2658 and encodes 463 amino acids. The record is from RefSeq and is a predicted model, not a curated record. The transcript has 2 exons.